UUGACUAGGAGAUCUGUCUUGCAAGAGCUGCUUUAAACACACAGUCAGUUUGGCAUUACCAGACUCCCAUGGAAAAUAUGGGAUUUUAAUCAGGCAGUAAAGUGAACAGCUAUGGUUAACUGUGAGGACAGAUGAGGACAUACAGAGAGCAGAAGAGGUGGCAGCGGUGAAAGCACAGCUGACAAAGCGCUGGUUAUGUCUGGGUUAAUGUUUACCCUGAGGACGAGCAGCUCAUGGCCCUGCAACCGUGUGUUCAGGCUGGGCGGUCUGCUGCUGCCUCCGCUCUCCAGGAACAACUCGUCUAAAAUGUCGUCAGACUCCCACUGGCUCUCCCCUGCAGAGCGGGAUCAGCUGGUGAUGGAGCUCAGGGCCACAGGCUGGGUGGAGGUGGAGGACCGCAAUGCCAUCUUCAAAGAGCUUCACUUUAAAACCUUUAAUCAGGCUUUUGGCUUCAUGUCCCGGGUGGCUCUGCAGGCAGAGAAGAUGAACCAUCACCCAGAAUGGUUCAAUGUUUAUAAUAAGGUUCAGAUCACACUGACUACACAUGACUGUGGAGGACUGUCAAAACGAGACAUCAAAAUGGCCAAGUUCAUCGACAAGAUCGCCCUCUCAAUGUAAUAUUUUUGCCUUUAAUCAGGAACUUUCUCCUUUUCAGUUUCCCUUGUUUUCCUGCUUUCAGUCACACAAAUUAUUCCUCAAAAAUGUUGCUGUCACGUUGAUCCAUCAGUCUUCAAUAAAAUAUGUGAAAGAUAUUUGGUUUGGUUGUUUGUAUUUUGUUUUGCAGCAUAUUUUGUACAAACUUUCUGUAAGAAUA
Chelmon rostratus (copperband butterflyfish) is the source of this 814-nucleotide messenger RNA. RefSeq names its product pterin-4-alpha-carbinolamine dehydratase 2-like. The record is from RefSeq and is a predicted model, not a curated record. The transcript is spliced from 4 exons. Gene Ontology annotation, biological process: tetrahydrobiopterin biosynthetic process. Bases 196 to 618 code for a protein of 140 amino acids. NCBI's taxonomy places the organism in Eukaryota, Metazoa, Chordata, Actinopteri, Chaetodontiformes, Chaetodontidae. Gene Ontology annotation, molecular function: 4-alpha-hydroxytetrahydrobiopterin dehydratase activity.